UAACAUGAGAGUUUCGCGGGGCCAGUCAUGAGCGUCAUGGGGGCGUUGAGGUCUUGAGGCCUGAUGGUCUGUGGUGAACAGGUUGAAUUUGCAUGGUUUACAAAUGCGUAGUGAAUACUGUUAUGCAGUUCCGAGAUAUAAAUCUGUAGAUUAUGUUUACCGUUUGUAGGAUGUAACUCUGUGCAGUCCGGUAGCUUCUUAACGACGUUUGGAAGCAAGAGGUUCGCUCGAAAUGAGUGAACCAACUGUACUCGAAAUUUCAGCAACAGUCUCUCAGACUGCACAGUGGUUAAUAAGAUACCAAGAUUCAUAGUCUCUGAUGUGAGAACAAAGAAAUCAACAAUAAUAUGUGUUUGUACACAAUCAUUAGUAUGUUUUCUUACAGACUUGGACAAAUAUUUGCGUCUAGGAAUGGUAAUAAUUCUGCUACACAGAGCUGAACAGAUAUUUCCUGCUGUGAGAGAGAGAAUGAACUGUACAAAUUCAGAGAAUGUUUUAGUGGGUCCAUGUGGUGAGACAUACCCAGCAAGUCAUGAUGCAAACCAGGCCAUGAAUAUAAAAGCUGAGGAAGUCACAGACUCAGAAGAGGAAGUGGAUCCUUUGAAAAUAACAGUUCAGGAAAUAAAGGCUGAACCUGAGAGCUAUACAAAUUCAGAAAACGUUUUAGAGGGUCCAUAUGGUGAGACAUACCCAGCAUCUCAUGGUGCAGAUGAGGCCGUGAACGUAAAAGCUGAGGCAGUCUCAGAUGCAGAAGAGGCAGCGAAUUCUGUCCCAAUAACAUUGCCAGAAAUAAAGCCUGAACCUGAGAGCACUUCUGAUGAACUUCAACCUGUACAUGGUGAGGACCGACGAUAUUCCUGUGUUGAGUGUGGUGUUUCAUUCAGUCAAGAGCGAAUUCUGGUAGCACAUCAACUCAUACGCAGUUGUGAGCACCCAUUUUAUUGCAAUAUAUGUACUAAGUCAUUCAGUUGUCAGAGCCAUCUGAAGGCACAUCACCUCAUACUUACUGGGGAGCAGCCAUUUACAUGUGAUGUAUGUAAUAAGUCAUUCAGUGAUCAGAGUACGCUGAAGGCACAUCAGCGUAUACAUACUGGGGAGCAGCCAUUUAGAUGUGAUGUAUGCAGUAAAUCAUUCCGUGCUCAGAGUAACCUGAAGAUACAUCAGCGCAUACAUAGUGGGGAGCGGCCAUUUAGAUGUGAUGUGUGUGGUAAGUCAUUCGGUGAUCAGAGUACACUGAAGAGACAUCAGCGCAUACAUACUGGGGAGCGGCCAUUCUUCUGUGAUGUGUGUAAUAAGUCAUUCAGAGAUCAGAGUACGCUGAAGGCACAUCAGCGUAUGCAUACUGGGGAGCGGCCAUUUAGAUGUGAUGUAUGCAGUAAGUCAUUCCGUGUCCAGAGUAACGUGAAGGUACAUCAGCGCAUACAUAGUGGGGAGCGGCCAUUUAGAUGUAAUGUGUGUGGUAAGUCAUUCCGUGAUCAGAGUACACUGAACAGACAUCAGCGCAUACAUACUGGGGACCGGCCAUUCUGCUGUGAUGUGUGUAAUAAGUCAUUCAGUAAUCAGAGUACCCUAACAGAGUGCCUCGUGAUGGCUCAGAAAGGAGAACUGGAAGCCCUUCAGGCUCAGAUAAAGGCUCUAAGAGAAGAACUGGAGACCCUUAGGAGAAGGGAGGCGCCGCAAGAUCGCGUGGGAGGCGGGGAAUCACCCCAACGGCCAGGUCCGAGGAGGAGUCGCGGAACGACCAAACGGGCCGUUAGGUGUUUUCGAUGCGCGGAAAUGGGUCGGUACGCGAGUGACUGCUGCCAGGAUCCUGAUCCUGCUUUUCCCGGCUGGAGGUACUGGGAUGAUCAACGGCGUAAUUGGGGAACCGGCCCCUCCAGGGAGUCGCAGAUCGCCCCAGGAGAUAUGGAUGGGAAAGGCCCCAGGGGGCUAUGUCCAAGAACGUCAGUAUGGCCAUGGGUCCCCUCUGGUGAGAUACGCCCCUUCGUCAUUUAG
This is a messenger RNA of Cryptotermes secundus, 1995 nucleotides long. Its product is annotated as zinc finger protein 19-like. Gene Ontology annotation, molecular function: RNA polymerase II cis-regulatory region sequence-specific DNA binding; DNA-binding transcription factor activity, RNA polymerase II-specific. Gene Ontology annotation, biological process: regulation of transcription by RNA polymerase II; central nervous system development. The record is from RefSeq and is a predicted model, not a curated record. Lineage: Eukaryota; Metazoa; Arthropoda; Insecta; Blattodea; Kalotermitidae. Gene Ontology annotation, cellular component: nucleus. Bases 412 to 1995 code for a protein of 527 amino acids. The transcript has 6 exons.